UCAAAUAUGGCCGCACAGUAGGACGAAUGUGGUUAAAACUAGCAUUUCAAAUGACAAAUAUUAUUGACUGUUGGAUUUGUUUUCAUGUUUCGAAGUUAAUUCCUGUGUCGCGAUGUGGCUGCCACUUCACACAGUCUGUUUAGGAAGGCGGACAGUCUGCAUAAAGAGCUCCGUCGCUGCUGUUUUAAAAUGUAUGCACAGAGGUAAUGCUAACGUUUCUCUCUUCAGUCAUUCAGCUGGACUGCGAGCACAGACGUGCCAGGCUCUUCUGUACAGAAAACACGGAGACCCUUCUCAAGUCGUUCAGUUAGAGGAUGUGCGUCUACCUCCCUUAGGUGCAAAGGAUGUCUUGGUUAAAAUGCUGGCAGCUCCAAUCAACCCAUCUGACAUCAACAUGAUUCAAGGAACUUAUGCUAUCCUGCCUGACCUCCCAGCUGUUGGGGGCAAUGAGGGUGUGGCCCAGGUUGUAGAGGUGGGCAGCCAGGUGAAGUCCCUCAAAACAGGAGACUGGGUCAUCCCAAAAGAUGCUGGUCUGGGGACAUGGAGGACAGAGGCGGUGCUGGCUGAGGACGUUGUCAUCUCACUGCCGAAUGAUAUUCCCUUGUUGUGUGCGGCCACGCUGGGGGUGAAUCCCUGCACUGCCUUGAGGAUGCUCUCUGAUUUUGAGGAUCUCAAGCCAGGUGAUUCUGUGAUCCAAAAUGCAGCCAACAGCGGAGUUGGGCAGGCUGUGAUACAGAUUGCUGCAGCAAAGGGAAUAAACACUAUCAAUGUCGUCAGAGACAGGCCAGAGUUCACACAACUCAGUGAUAGGCUGAAGGCCAUCGGAGCAACUCAUGUGAUCAGAGAAGAGACACUGAGGCGGCCUGAGAUAAAGGAACUGUUCAAGACCUGUCCAAAGCCUAAACUGGCACUGAAUGGAGUUGGGGGCAAGAGUGCAACAGAACUGCUCCGUCAUUUACAGUUUGGAGGAUCUAUGGUGACGUAUGGGGGGAUGGCCAAACAGCCAGUUACUGUCCCAGUGAGUGCCCUCAUUUUCAAGGACGUGAAGGUUCGAGGAUUUUGGGUCACACAGUGGAAGAAAGAUCACUCAAAUGAUGGAACAGCAUUUAGAGCUAUGCUGGAUGAACUGUGCUGCCUCAUCCAGCAGGGAAAGCUGACGGCUCCUGCCUGCACCAAAGUGGGCCUUCAAGACUACAGCAAGGCUUUGGAGGCAGCCAUGCAACCUUUCACUUCAGCUAAACAGGUCCUGAUCAUGUGAGCGGAUGUAUCACAUACACUGUCAAGACCACAGUGAAUGAACUGAAGUGCUGAACUAAGCCUCAGGACUGCCACGUUAUUUUUGUCACGCCAAUCAUAUACACUGCUCAAGUACAUACUUGUAAUAAAUGUGUCUUCACAGAUACACACAACAAACUUAAGCAUUUGUCACGUUUGGACUUGAGUUCCCAUAAGUUUACUGACAGUAAUUUAACACUCAACAGAUCUUUACACAGCGAUAUUAGAUAACAGGAAACGUAAUGCAACUUCACCUGAUAUGCUUAGUAACAGUUUGCACUGUUACAAAAUUAUAUGGACAUGAGUCAGUGCAUAUGAUAUUAAUCAACAGAUUGACUGCCCUGAUAAUACUGAUAUUCACAGUGCAUUGAUCCCUGCUGUUAAAAUAACAUUUAAACUAAAAGCUACUGUUUUAUCCAAUUCUGGUUUUAUUCAGUAGUUAAAGUAGAGUUAGACAGAGAAGCUUGGCAGGAAAGAAACAUCAGACCCAAGUGUGGAUUUUAUUCAGAGCAUUGAUGUAGAACUUUAUGAACUUUAUCCUCCAGAGCCAUUGAAUACCAGUGACUGGAAAUGAAGUGUUCAACUCAUACCAAUAAAUCACAGCAAAGAGGCCACACCAAA
Molecule: messenger RNA, 1896 nt
Organism: Scatophagus argus
Lineage: Eukaryota; Metazoa; Chordata; Actinopteri; Scatophagidae
Gene: mecr
Product: mitochondrial trans-2-enoyl-CoA reductase
Exons: 10
Coding region: 113-1258 (381 amino acids)
Biological process (GO): fatty acid metabolic process
Cellular component (GO): mitochondrion
Molecular function (GO): trans-2-enoyl-CoA reductase (NADPH) activity
Source: RefSeq, a predicted model, not a curated record